AUGCCAAAGGCAGCAAAAAAGUAUUACGCUGUGAGAGUUGGUCGCGAAGGACCACGAAUAUAUGACUCCUGGGCUGAGGUGAGUUUUCUCUUAGUCAUAUUACCAGCUUCGAGUAUGGAAUCUAUAUCGUCUAGUGGACCCAGCGUGUCAUGGACCUUUAAGCCGAGAGUGGCAAGAUUCAAUGAAGCAAAAGCAGAGAGGCAACCACCAACCUUUGAAGGACGCGAUCGGACUCCCAUCGAGACACAAACACCUGGACCUUCAUCGGAGAGUAUCAUUCUUUCAGAGGAGCAAAAAAAUGUGCUUCGAAGGGUCGAGCGUGGCGAGAAUGUGUUCUUUACCGGGUCUGCGGGCACCGGUAAAUCUGUUCUCUUACGAGAAAUCAUUCGAGUGCGUGGUGGGCGGGGCCACUCAGGUCUCGCUAUAACAGCCUCAACGGGAAUAGCAUCAGUUAACAUUGGCGGAACUACCGUGCAUUCAUGGGCGGGUAUCGGGCUUGGUCUAGAAGAUGCAAAAAAGCUUGGGGGUAAAUUUCUUGGUCAGCCUAAGUUUGAACGGGUCAAGCAACGGUGGCAAUGCGUUCAAACUCUCAUAAUAGAUGAAGGUUUGCGGCAUACGGAAGCCAUUGCUCGCAUUGUAAGGCGAUCAGACAAACCUUUUGGUGGAAUACAACAAAGUAAGCGAUACUUUGUGAUUCCGCCUUCACUCGCCUACAUAAAUUUAGAAUUUGUCGACAUGCUCAACGCGAUGCGUUUUGGAAAGUUGGAUAAAGCUUCUGUUCAAGCUUUUUUCAGUCUUUCGCGCCCAGUCGUGUAUGAGGAUGGCAUCGGGCCAACACAGCUGUACCCUAUUCGCUCAGAGGUUGAUUCAGCAAACCAAAGAAAGCUUGCUUCACUGCCUGGCGAUGGAAUUAAAUACCCGGCAACUGACUCACCUGGACGCGAUUCGAAUGACAAUCUUGUUUCACUCGAACAGAUGGGACGCUUGUUGGAAAGGCUUGUGGCACAACGAGUGAUCCAUCUAAAAAACAUGGUGCAGGGGCAGUUGGUAAACGGGUCUGUGGGGCAAGUGAUCAGAUUUAGUACUUCCGAGGAGGCUAUGCAGACCGCUACUCCAAUUGCCACGGAAGAGGGUCUCAAGGGUGGCCCCUCCACGAAGUCCGAGCUCCCUGCCAACUACGACAACUCGCAAUGGCCCGUUGUCCGAUUCACGUGUGGCAAAGAACUACUGUGUGUGCCAACCGACUUUACCGUCGAUAAUGCAGAUGGUGGUGUAGAGGCGAGAAGACGACAGGUUCCCUUGAUAUUGGCUUGGGCACUGAGUGUCCAUAAGUCUCAAGGGCAAACUCUUGAAAGGGUGAAAGUGGACCUUGGGCGAACUUUUGAGAAAGGCCAAGGUAAUUUUUUCCUGAAGACUCAUGACGCGUGUUCAUGA
Suillus discolor is the source of this 1434-nucleotide messenger RNA. Its product is annotated as PIF1-like helicase-domain-containing protein. Bases 1 to 1434 code for a protein of 477 amino acids. The transcript has 8 exons. Gene Ontology annotation, biological process: telomere maintenance; DNA repair. The record is from RefSeq and is a predicted model, not a curated record. Gene Ontology annotation, molecular function: DNA helicase activity. Lineage: Eukaryota; Fungi; Basidiomycota; Agaricomycetes; Boletales; Suillaceae.